Cladocopium goreaui is the source of this 2127-nucleotide messenger RNA. The record is from the annotation of a GenBank genome assembly. NCBI's taxonomy places the organism in Eukaryota, Dinophyceae, Suessiales, Symbiodiniaceae.
AUGUAUAGAGUCUUUUUACUGCUCUUGGUGGCCUCCAAGGCGCAGGAUGAUGACUUCAUGUGGUUUCGAUGCGAUGCUUGCUCUGCCUCAUUCUUCAAGAUCAACAGGACACUGAUUGAGAAACAGCUGUUGCGCCGGGCCAGUGUCGCCAGCUACGAGUUCUUGGAGAUCAUUGAUGAGGUGUGCGACACGAUUUUCACCAAGGAGGAGUAUGGCGUCAAGCAGCACGAGGGGAAGAAGUAUCUCUUCGGCCCUGGGGUCAGCGACCACAUCCCUGGACAGGGCUUUGGUCAAAUGGGCAUGGGAGACUAUGACAAGCGGCUGGCCUCCUACUGCAAGAUGUUUGUGGAGGAGUUUGGCGAGGAGGAGCUGCAAAAACGUUUCUGGGACGACAGGCAAGUGAACCACACAGAGAUUUGCCAAGCUGAAUGUCAAUCCUCUGCAAGUGGCACAGGAGCGCAGUCCAAGACGCCAAGAAAGCCCAAAGCUUCACGAUCUCCAAGGAGCCCGUCAGAGGAGAAGGUGCAAAAAGAGUCGGCCAAAGCAAAGCCGAUGCCCACAACCAAACCGGCGAAGCUCCCCAAAGCUACAGGAGAACCGGUCUCGACGGCUGAAGCAGAGGUCAAGGUGGACGAGGUGCUCAAAACUUUGCCAAAGAUGAAGACCAAAGAACUUCGAAAGCUGGGGGAGGCCAUCCUUGGCGAGCUGUCGUCUCGAGCUGCGCUGCCUGUGCGAACGGAGUUGUGGGGGACGCAAGUUACGGUGCCCAAAACGGGCGGACGUGACCAGCAACUGACGUGGUGGACGUGCAAAGGUGGUGGGUUAGUAGAUUCAGAACCUCUCCAGGACGUCGAGAACGUGUUGGCUGCGCGAGGAUGGAGGGAAGUGAAACAGAUAGUCCGCCUUUGCUGCAACCUUCAUCGAUGCUCAGGGGAAGGCUCCUUCGCGAAGGCUCUGCUCGUAGAGGCGUCUGAUGGCACUCAAGCUGUUUGCAAGGAGGGCAGACUGCUCGCAUCGCUGCAACAUCCCUUCGUGGUGCGAUACCGUGACAGCUUUUGUGAGGCUGGUGUGCUGUGUUUGAUCAUGGACUUUUGUGAAGGCGGUGAGCUUGCCAAGCAGAUCCGCCGAGCGAGGCGAAACCAUCAGAGGAUCCCGGAAGAGCAGAUACUCCGGUGGUUUACGCAGGCGAUGCUAUCGCUCAAGUACAUCCAUGACAAGCACAUCCUUCACAGGGAUCUGAAACCAGCCAAUUUCUUCCUGACAAAGACUGGGUCUUUGAAGAUGGGAGACUUCGGUAUUGCAAAAUCCAUGGCUUGCACAAUAGCAUUUGCCAAGACCCGGAUUGGUACUCCAUACUACCUUAGCCCGGAAGUUUGUCAGGAAAAACCGUAUGCUUGGCCGUCGGACAUGUGGUCGAUGGGUUGCAUUCUUUAUGAGAUGUGCGCAUUGCAAGUUCCAUUUGAUGCUCAUAGCAUUUCGGGCCUUGUGCAGAAGAUCUGCUAUGGUCCUUUGCCAAUUGUUCCAGACUCUUAUUCGGACUUCUUACGACGGCUCUGCCGGCAGCUUUUGGACCGAGAUCCCAAGAAGAGGCCCUCGGCCGAUGAGGUGCUGCAACUGCCGGAGAUUCAGAAGGUCGUGCGACAGAUGUUAGAAGAGGUGCGCUCCCUCCAGCAACAGGAGCGCAAAGCCAAGGCAGUAACUGCCACAGCUCCUACUGGCUCCUACAGGAAAGACGAUGUAGUGGAGUACUACUCGGUAACGCAUGGCGAGUGGCUCCCAGCGACCAUCAUAGACACAGAUACCUUUGGCCGGGUGAUGAUCGAUUUGCGGCCUGGCGUGUGGCUCUCCUCUGAGGUGCAGGCCUCGAAGAUUCGGCCCAGGGAGUCAGGCUCAAGCGAUGAGAGCUCUGGAAGCCAAGAGGGAUGGAGGCAAAAAGUCUCAGAUGAGGAUGCCUCAAAAGUCGCACCAGGCGACCAACAGUUGAGCGUGGAUGUACCUCAACCGCCGCCAAAGGCUGAACGAAGGCAGGAUGAUUCAGUUGCAGGGGAUGGCUCUGGGGGUUCGUUUGGCAUCUCUUUGUUAAGACGAAGAGAUGCAGCAAAGACUACCGAUCAUGUUCCAGUUUGA